Molecule: messenger RNA, 981 nt
Organism: Aspergillus mulundensis
Lineage: Eukaryota; Fungi; Ascomycota; Eurotiomycetes; Eurotiales; Aspergillaceae
Exons: 1
Coding region: 1-981 (326 amino acids)
Source: RefSeq, a predicted model, not a curated record
AUGUCCAAAAUCAUAACCAUCAUCGGCGCAACCGGAAUCCAAGGCGGAUCCGUGGUGAACGCCCUCCUCUCCAAUCCCGACUCAAACUAUACGCUCCGCGCAAUAACCCGCAACCCAUCCAGCCCCGCCGCAGUAGCCCUUCGCGAAAAGGGCAUCGAAGUCGUCCGCGCCGACGUCCACGACCUCCCCUCCCUGAUAUCCGCCUUCGCCGGGUCUCACGCAAUCUUCGCCGUAACAACCCCCUUCGAAUCCCUUCCCAAACUGGGUAUCGAGAAGGCUAUGGCCGCUGAAACAGAAGCCGGAAUCAACCUUGCCAAAGCUGCGGCUGCAACGUCGACCCUAGAGCACUAUAUCUGGUCGACGCUGCCUGAUUCGAAACGUAUCAGCGGGAGGAGCGUCAGUGUGCCGUAUUACGCGAGUAAGCGGGCCGUCGAUGAAUUUAUUAAGACCAAUUUGAAGGGCUUGUGGGCGAAGACAACCUUCCUCUGGAUCGGGUGCUAUGCAAGCAACAUGGGCGUUCCGCUGUACCAUCCCAGUCCGGUGUAUGGGAUGGAUGGGGGACGGACGUACGUGACGUUCAUCAACGUGGAUCCGAGCACGAAGAUGCCGCUGGCAGGUGAUGAGACGGUCAACGUUGGCUUAUUUGCUAAGGCUAUUCUGGAGAAGCCUCAGCUGACGCUGCCCGGGAAGAUCGUCUCCUGUGUAGUUGAGGAGCGGGCCUUUGGGGAUGUGGUCGAGACGUUUGGGAGGGUUAAGGGGGUGCAGGCGCGGGCUUUGAGAAUUGCGAGGGAGGAUUAUAGAGCUCUGUGGCCGGUCGUUGGAGAUGUUUUGGAUACGUCGAUGGUUUAUUUUAAGACUGUUGGUGGUAAGGCGUUUUCGGCUUCUGUUGAGGGGGACGAUGUGCUUACCAGUGCGGACCUUGGGAUUGAAGGGUUGGUUGGGAUGGAGGAGGCUUUUGAGAGGUUGCCUUUGCUUGGCUAA